AUGAUGAGAAGCGAUAUUUCUAAUCAAAUUUCUCAAGAAUUAAACAAUACAAAUAUUAAUUUAAAUGGAAAAUCAUUCAAUGAUUAUAAAUUUAAAGAACCAAUUAAAGAUUAUUCAAGAUAUUUAAGUUUAAGAAAUUCAACACCAUGUCAAUUAACAGAAGUUGAAAUUUCAACAUUUCUUGCUUCAUCUGAAAUUUUAUCUUUUGGUGCAGGUAUACCCAGUAAAUUAUUUUUUCCAAUUAAGGAAUUAGAAUUUAAUUUUAAUUUUUUGGGAAAUGAAAAAGUUAGAUUAUCAAAAGAAGACUUGGAUUUAGUGCAACAAUACUCUGAUUCACCAGGUUUACCAAAAUUAAGAAAUUGGUGUAAAUCAAUUCAACAAAGACAUCAUGGAUUAUGUGAUCCAAAUACACCAGGUAAAGAAUGGAAUUUAUUAAUGACACCAGGAUCACAACAUGCUCUUGAUUGUUUAGUUAAAGCAUUUUUUAAUAGAGGUGAUACAUUAAUAGUUGAAAGAUAUACUUAUGGUGGUAUGUUUGCAGUUACACAACCAUCAGGUAUUAAUUUUGCAGCAUGUGAAAUGGAUAGUAAAGGUAUGAUACCAAGUGAAUUGGAUAAUUUAUUAAGUAAUUGGGAGAGUACUCAUCCAGAUUUGAAAUUCCCAAAAUUAAUUUACAUGAUACCACAUGGUCAAAAUCCAACCGGUAUUUUAUAUGACAUGGAGAGAAAAGAAGAGAUUUAUAAAAUUGCAUGUAAAUUCGAUUUAUUAAUCAUAGAAGAUGAUCCUCACUUCUUUUUACAAUUGGAUAAUGAGAUAGUAAAUGGUAAAAGAGUGCUAAACAAAUCAUUCCUUUCAAUUGAUAAAGAAGAUAGAGUUAUUAGAUUGGAUACAUUUUCAAAGUUUUUAUCAAGUGGUAUUAGAAUGGGUUUUGUAACUACCAAUUCAAAAUUAUUCGGUGUGAUAGCAUUUGAAUUGAAUGCAUCAAUAUUUCAUUCAAGUGGGUUAACUCAAAUUGCAUUAGAGAAAUUAUUAACAAAUUGGGGCGAUGAAAAAUUUGAUAGUCAUGUUAAUUUUGUUCAAGAAGUGUUAAUUAGAAAAAGAAGGGAAACAAUUGAACUUUUAGAGAAACAUCUCAAAGGUCAAGUUGAAUAUAGUGUACCAAAAGCUGGUCUAUACUUUUGGGUUAAACUAUUAGGUAUCGAUUGUUCCUAUGAAUUUGUAAGAGAUGUCCUAAGACAUCAUAAAGUUAUCUUUGGUCUAGGUAUUUCAAGUUCACCAAAUAGAACCAUUAAAACACCAUAUAUCAGAGUCACAUUUUCAUAUCUUGAAAAAGAAGAUGGUGAAGUUGCUUUUAAAACCUUAUCAGAUUGUUUAAAAGAUUAUAUAAAAAAUAAGAAAAUCAUUAAGCAUGAUGAAGAUGUAACUUUAUAUAAUAAUAUAUCUUAA
Molecule: messenger RNA, 1446 nt
Organism: Dictyostelium discoideum AX4
Lineage: Eukaryota; Evosea; Eumycetozoa; Dictyosteliales; Dictyosteliaceae
Exons: 3
Coding region: 1-1446 (481 amino acids)
Cellular component (GO): cytoplasm
Molecular function (GO): aromatic-amino-acid:2-oxoglutarate transaminase activity; transaminase activity; pyridoxal phosphate binding
Source: RefSeq, a predicted model, not a curated record